Messenger RNA from Monopterus albus (swamp eel), 2789 nucleotides. It is a transcript of the gene afg1la, whose product is annotated as AFG1 like ATPase a. NCBI's taxonomy places the organism in Eukaryota, Metazoa, Chordata, Actinopteri, Synbranchiformes, Synbranchidae. Gene Ontology annotation, molecular function: ATP binding; ATP hydrolysis activity. The record is from RefSeq and is a predicted model, not a curated record. The transcript is spliced from 13 exons. Gene Ontology annotation, cellular component: cytoplasm; mitochondrion. The coding region runs from base 20 to 1432 and encodes 470 amino acids.
GGCGAAAUUUGAAACCAAGAUGGCGGCGAGCAUACCGCUGUCAUUAUGGAUGUCACCCUCAGCUUCACUGGGCUGUAGGUCUCUUUUGACAAAGCAACUAAAGCUGCUAAAUUUUCUAACGGAACUCUGCAGACGAGGGUACUCCGUGAAAGCCCAGCAGGCGGUGGAGGAGAGCGGUGUCAGCACCGUAGAGUUCAGCGGCCCUCUGGAUCACUACAACGGGCUGAUCAGAGACGGGACACUGCGGGAGGAUGAACAUCAGAAAUUGGUGCUGCAGAAACUGGACCAGCUGCACAAAACACUGAGAGGAUACAGCAACACAACGACAUCCAUCUUCUCCAAGUUUUUCGCAAAACCCAAACCCCCAAAAGGCUACUAUAUCUAUGGCGAUGUUGGCACAGGAAAAACUAUGGUCAUGGACAUGUUUUAUUCAUACGUGGAGACUGAAAAGAAAAAGAGGGUUCAUUUCCACGGCUUUAUGUUGGAUGUGCAUCGAAGGAUCCAUCGUCUGAAACAGAGUAUGCCCAAAAGGAAAGCAGGGAAAGUGGCCAAAUCCUAUGACCCCAUUGCUCCAGUUGCUGAGGAGAUCAGUGAAGAGGCUUGUGUUCUGUGCUUUGACGAGUUUCAGGUCACUGAUAUCGCUGAUGCCAUGAUCCUCAAGCAGCUUUUUGAGAAUCUGUUUCUGAAUGGUGUUGUUGUUGUGGCCACUUCUAAUCGUCCCCCUGAAGACUUGUAUAAAAACGGGCUGCAGAGAGUCAACUUUGUGCCUUUUAUUGCUGUGCUGCAGAAACAUUGCCAAACUCUCCGUCUGGAUUCUGGGAUAGAUUACCGCAAAAGGAACAGACCCUCUGCUGGAAAACUCUAUUUUCUCUCCAGUGAGCCUGAUGUAGAAGUGACUUUAGACAAGAUGUUUGAUGAGCUGGCUCUGAAGCAGAAUGACAUAACACGACCAAGAGUACUGAACGUUCACAACAGGAAAGUCCGUCUAAACAAAGCAUGUGGGACCAUUGUAGACUGUACGUUUGAGGAGCUCUGUGACAGACCUUUAGGUGCCAGUGACUACCUGGAGAUGUCCAGGCUGUUUGACACAGUCUUUAUUCGACACAUUCCUCUGCUCACGCUGAACAAGAAGACUCAAGCCAGGCGGCUCAUCACACUCGUAGAUGCACUCUAUGAGCACAAGGUGCGGGUGGUGAUCCUUGCAGAACACCCUCUGGAGGAUAUUUUUGUGCACAACGGUGAUCAAUGUCAUGACGAGAGCCACAUUCUGAUGGAUGAUCUGGGGCUGAAAAGAGAAGAAGCCAGCACUCUAUCCAUCUUCAGUGGAGAAGAGGAAAGGUUUGCCUUCCAGAGGACAGUGUCUCGACUCACAGAGAUGCAGACAGAAGAAUAUUGGGUGGAAGGGGACAGAAGCACAAAGUCACAGGUUUAAUACUGUGGAAAAGUCAACCACACAACCUCCAUGCUCCAUACUCUGUGCUCCUCUCUGCCAAAAACUGAACACUACUCCUACUCAUCCAGCACAAACCCAGCGCAAUUACUUAACAGUAUGUCAUUGUACAGAGAAUAUUUAUUGAUAUCUUAAAGCCUUUUAUCACUUUUUUUGCAACAUUGCACUUUACAGAUCAUUUUAAAGUGAACUUUAGAGUGCUAUAUUGCUUUUACCUCUGUUAUAUAGUGGUCCAACUUUAUUCACUGUUAAAAUGUCUGGAAAGAAGCUGGAUAACUUUUAGAAAUGGAGCAAUGACAGACUUAUGGAGAUUUAAGGGGCAUUUUGUCUCGUCUCUUUUGAGAAUUCAACGAGUUCUAUAUAUUUUCCCAUAAACCUGAGCACAGUGGCAGCAGACUGGCUUGAAGCUGUUUGUUUAUUUCUGAUGAUUUACUGCGUGUGAUGGUGCUUGUGAAACGUUUGUCUCAGCACGUCUCACAGAUUGACUGAACAAUAACAUUUGACUCCGCUCAUCAGUAUUUUCAUUUGCUUGAAGAAAAGGUGUAAAACGUUGCAGUUCAUAUUACUUCCAGACACAGAGCUGUUGUUCCAGGGUAAGUACGUAUAUUUUAUCUGCUUUCUUUAGUGAGUGUUGGAGAUGGUUGAUGCUUAAGUGUCUACAUGAAUUUGCAUUAAUCUCUUUAUCAUUUAAAACAGUAAUACGCACUGCCUCACAGAUACAAAGAUGCACAAUUGCGUGGGAAGUGAAAGUGAGAAAAAAAACUCGACAGUUAUGUAAAGUAUCUCCUGCACAAACAAAGUAGUGUCAGCACAGACAGUUGGUGUAUUCUGUUUGGUGGAAUUAGAGGCAUAAAAUUCAGGAACUUGACUGGCAUCAUGAAAGUGAGUACUGCUUUAUAAUGGAGGCAAACUGGAUGGUUUAACUGUGAAGCAGUAAUCCAAUGGUUUUUAAUGUGCAGUAUUGAUGCUCGCAACAAAAUGCCCUACUGUGUCAGUGAGGCAAACAACUACAUAAUUUGUGAUCAAAUUUAAGGUUAAAACAACAGAAACAAUAUAAAGUUCAUUUCUACUCUGGUGAGGUCAGUUGUGUUACUGUAGCCCAGAAUCACAACUUUGUCUCUAAGGUGUUUAAACCUGUGCAGAAUUGAACAUCCUUUAUCCUUAGACUCAUAGGAUUCUGGUGUGAUGGUAGCUGGUACUCACACUUAGGGUCGAUCAGUGUGGUUUAAAUUAAUAUAACAUUAAUAAAGAUGUUGUUUUCUAACCUGUGGGGCGACAGUGGUGCGGUGGGUAGAGCAGUCGUCUCCCAACCAGAAGAUUGAAGGUUUGAAUCUCGGUG